AUGGCAGACCACAACCCAGACAAGGGGAUUGCAUCAUCUAACUCCAGGGGGCCACCUGCUCCAACCCCCAGGCCCAACGAGGACCUCUAUUAUAAUCAUGAGAGGUGCAUACCCAUUGUGGAAUUUGAGAAUCGCCAACUGCGCCAACAAUUGGUCGAAACCACAUGGAAUAAUGAAGAAUUGGUUAGGCAGGCCGCCGAGGUCCAAGCGCCACCCCGGAGGCCCAGAGGGCAUCCCCGCGGGAGUACGACCGCCAGGAGGGCCAAACAAGGGGCCCAACAGACCCAGCCAAGGUCCAGCGCAAACACUGGAAAAAAUUGCCCUGGGAUGAAUACUCAAACUAAUACUGUUGGUAAUCCGAUGGUGAGUGUAACUGCAGGAACAGGGGAUAAUCGAGCUCCUCCAGUAGCUCGGAGUAGUAACCCUAAACCUGUCAGAAAUAACCCAGAACCAAUUCAGGUUAAUUCUGGACCUUCCAAGCCCAAUAAUGGAAGGCCCCCACCAUCGCCUAUAAGGCAUCCACCGUCUCCCAUAAGGCACCCAUCUCCGGUCAGAGAAGCACCCCAGCUGGCUCCUAAUAGGAACCAGACGGGGGAGCGUGCACCACAAAGGCCUUCUCGGAGUGGCAGCCAAGACAGGAACUGUCGAGCUCGACCCGGACACAGGGGCAAACGUGAGGCAACCCGAGGACAUAGGCUAUCCCAACCAGCAGGAAGUCACAUGUCAAGAUCAUAG
Messenger RNA from Humulus lupulus (European hop), 735 nucleotides. RefSeq lists its product as uncharacterized. NCBI's taxonomy places the organism in Eukaryota, Viridiplantae, Streptophyta, Magnoliopsida, Rosales, Cannabaceae. The transcript has a single exon. Bases 1 to 735 code for a protein of 244 amino acids. The record is from RefSeq and is a predicted model, not a curated record.